This is a messenger RNA of Porites evermanni, 1082 nucleotides long. Lineage: Eukaryota; Metazoa; Cnidaria; Anthozoa; Scleractinia; Poritidae. The record is from the annotation of a GenBank genome assembly.
UACGUCAUUGCCAUCCUGAUAGUCAGGGAUGACAGAUCACUCAUGGUCUCUGGAAAUGCUGGAUACUGGCUCGUUGUUAUCAGAACUAUGCCUGACCUCAGCAGCUCAUGUUUUACAUGUAGGAAUUUAAGACGUGUUAUACUAGAACAAGAUGGCAGACCUCUAGACAGAGCAGAAAUUGCACCCUUUUUUACCAAUCUUGAUUUGGAUGUGUUCAGACCUUGGGCAGAUCAGACAAGGAGGACAAAAGGAGGAGUGGUAAGUAGCAAGUGCUGGGGUCUAGUUUUUACGUUUCAAGUAAGUAGAGCAAUCCAUAUUGAGUUUCUGGAGACAAAUGUCAGUUCAUUCAUAUGCGCCCUAGUAUGCUCCAAAGCCAUUCUUAGUGUCGUCACCUAAUGCUCCUCCCCAAAAAUGGCUGCUGAGAAUGGAACCACAUUCCGUUCUGCAUAUUAUCUAAUCGGAUUUUCAGUUUCUAUUUUUCGGACAGGGUUUAAACCAAGUUUACAGUAUUGGUUGUAUCAGUACCCUUUGUGUGAAUGACAGAACAGUUGAGACUGUUGCGUGAAAACAAGCAAUCUGCAAGUUCAAACUUUAUAAGAUGAGCUGUUUGUAGGGAGGAGCAUUGCAUGCCAACAUAAAAGAACAGCUGUGGAGCAGACUAAAAUUUUACGUGCCUUAAGGCAUUUUUUCGCCAUAAGAGGUCAUGCUUUGCACCUGAGGUGCGACUGGGGUAGCAACUCGGUACAAAGACUGUGAUGAAUGAAGAGUCAGUGGCAAGGUAAUUAUAUGAGUAAGGAUGUGAGUGGUUAUUCAAUCCCCCCAUGCAUCCCGCUUUGGUGGUGCAGCGGGAAGGCAGAUAGGAACCAUCUGAUACAUGAUGCCAUGCUUUUUGAGUAGGGUUGUAGGAGCUGACCCAUGAGCUACUUGAUUCCCUGAUGUCAGAAGCCACAGCAAUAGUCAACGCUCACCUGAUCACAGCUAUACCUGCUGAUAUCAAUGAACCCCAGCCACUACCACCAGCGAUGUUGCUGCCACAAACGAUGUGCCGACUUGACACCCUCCUAGGAAGCUUUACAUCGUAA